Molecule: messenger RNA, 1871 nt
Organism: Lacerta agilis (Sand lizard)
Lineage: Eukaryota; Metazoa; Chordata; Lepidosauria; Squamata; Lacertidae
Gene: DDB2
Product: damage specific DNA binding protein 2
Exons: 12
Coding region: 129-1679 (516 amino acids)
Biological process (GO): response to UV; DNA repair
Cellular component (GO): Cul4-RING E3 ubiquitin ligase complex; nucleus
Molecular function (GO): protein binding; damaged DNA binding
Source: RefSeq, a predicted model, not a curated record
ACGGGCGAGGAGGCGGCUCCUCCUUCCCGCGCGUUUUGUCCGUCCACUCCCUAGCCGGGGCGGCCUGGCCAAGCGGCUGCCUCGUUAGCAAGGAGCGUGCGGUCAAGGGAGUUCAGCGAUUUACCAGAAUGGCCCCUGGGAAGCAGUCAAGGGACAAGAAACUACAAAAGUCUCAUGAGUGUCCAUCAGAAAAAGAGGCAAAAACAACUGGGAAAAGGAAGCGAGAUACCAGAGAGCUGGAAAAUGAGCCACAUGCAAAUAAAUUACUUGUGAAAAAAGCCCCCAAGCUUCUGGAGAAAAUGGGAGAAGCUUUCCAUGGAUCCAUGAUCAGAAAAACAGGAGUGUUCUUCUAUCAGCGAGAGACACAGAAGAACAUUGUCCAUUAUCUACAUCAGAAUAUGUUGGGUGGUGCUAUUGGGACACAGCUCAGAAAGUGUCUCCAGGUGCCCUUUGUACGUUCCCUCUAUUCGUACCGCCUGUUCCGAACAGCAAGUCCCUUUGACAGGAGGGUUACAUGCUUGGAAUGGCAUCCAACACACCCCAGCACAGUUGCUGUGGGCUCCAAAGGUGGCGACAUCAUACUUUGGGAUUAUGAAAUGCUUAAUAAAAGCUGCUUCAUAAAAGGGAAAGGCCCAGGAGACUCUCUUGGAGGCAUGAAAUUCAGCCCAUUUGAGUCGGCAAAUCUUUAUGUGGCAUCAGGGGAUGGCACCCUUAGUCUACAGCACCUUGAGGGCCAACCAGCGCAAGUGAUCUCCCGCACCCCAGUCUGUGACCAUGAAUUCCAUGAUGUUUGUUUCUGGUACUGCAGUGUUGAUGUAUCUGCAACUUGCCGGACUGUGGCGACAGGUGAUAAUGUGGGCAAUGUAGUUCUGCUCAGUACUGAGGGCGAAAAGGUAUGGAACCUGAAACUGCACAAAAAGAAAGUGACUCACGUGGAAUUCAAUUCUCACUGUGAUUGGCUCUUAGCUACAGCCUCUGUGGAUCAGACAGUAAAGAUCUGGGAUCUGAGAAACAUUAAGGACAAGUCAAGUUGUCUUCAUGUACUUCCACAUGAUAAACCGGUUAAUGCAGCUUAUUUCAGCCCAACAGAUGGGGCUAAGCUACUGAGUACUGACCAGUACAACGAAAUCCGGGUCUAUUCCUCUUCUGAUUGGUCCAAACCCCAGCAUUUGAUUUCACAUCCCCAUCGGCAGUUCCAGCACCUUACACCUAUCAAGGCGACAUGGCAUCCUCGCUAUGACCUCAUUGUGGUGGGUCGUUACCCAGACCCUAAGUUCCCAAGCUACACAGUGGGCGAGCUGAGAACCAUUGACAUAUUUGAUGGAAACAGUGGGGAGAUGGUGUGCCAGCUGCAUGAUCCAAACGCAUCUGGAAUUAUCUCGCUCAAUAAGUUUAACCCUAUGGGAGACACACUGGCUUCUGGAAUGGGUUUUAAUAUUCUGGUCUGGAGUCGGGAGGAAAUGGUAACCCAGAAUCAGGAGUGUCUCAUGCAGUCUAUGACGGGGCAGGGAAUGAGAUGCAGAAGCUUAUCUCGACUGGGGACACAGAACCAAAGACAAUCAACCGCAGGAGCAAGCAAACUUAAAACUAAACUAUUUAGUCUUGAAUUAGAGAGCACCAAAACAAAGGGCAAAGAGCAUAAAGAGAAGAAGAAGAGAGGAAAAUAUUCAGAGGACUGAUCAGGCAAGCAUAUGUGGUGUUCAUUUAGAGCAAAGCCUGUGCUGGCAUGGUAGGCAAUGGUGGCUUCAGAGAGAAGGAAGCCCUUACCCUAACCCAGCUUCUCUGGAUCAUGGAUGUUAUGUUCCUGGAUCAUGGAUGGUAUGUUUCAAAAUCCUUUAUUAAGAGCAAAGAAUGGGUCCACGCUCAAUACU